Molecule: messenger RNA, 279 nt
Organism: Colletotrichum paranaense
Lineage: Eukaryota; Fungi; Ascomycota; Sordariomycetes; Glomerellales; Glomerellaceae
Exons: 3
Coding region: 1-279 (92 amino acids)
Biological process (GO): mitochondrial respiratory chain complex IV assembly
Cellular component (GO): mitochondrial inner membrane
Source: RefSeq, a predicted model, not a curated record
AUGGCGAUGUGCGUCAACUCCCCCAUCCGUCGCCCGUCCCCUCCACCGCCGCCGCCGCCAGACCCCCAAAAGUCCUCCUACUACGAUCGCAACCUCCGUCAAGGACCCGCCCUGAUCAGAGCGCGCAAGCCCUACCUCGCAAAGAACCUCGCCGUCGGUGCCGGACUGUGGUGCUUCGUCGGCGCAGUGUAUUGGUACACGAUCAAGGCGGUCGGUCAAGACGAGUUUGAAGAUGUCAAGGUUCCUGACGCCCCGAGGCAGCCAGCAAAGUCCAACUAG